AUGACUUCACAGCAAUGGAUACUAGUAGUCUGCUUCUCACUGGCCUCAGUUUUAGGGACAGCUGAAUCAGUGACAACAAUAGAAACUCAGAAAUACACUUGCAGGACAUUCGGUAGUGGAGUCAUCCAGCCUUUCAAUGGUUCAAGUUUCUAUGUGAAAUCCAAUUGCCCUUUUACCCUCACCCGCUUCAUCCACAACCGUGUUGAAUGUGACAUCACCACACAACGCGGCAACAAUGGGCUUCUGGUCAAAGUCGAGAUCAUUAUCAACAAAAUCAGAACAGUUUUGCAGAACGGAAGCAUCCUGGUGGAGAAGAAAAGUGUUUCCCUUCCAUAUGACCACACCUACCAGCACAUUUUUCAGUAUGGCAUCUACACUAAACUGAGGAGCUCAUUGCUUCCUCUGUCUGUCACCUGGCACAAUGUUCCUGGAGGAAUAGACAGUGUGCGGGUGGAGCUGGAACAAGAGCAUGAGCUGCGCACUGACAUGACUGGAUUGUGUGGAAAACACAAUGUCCAAGUAGGCAAUGAGCAGCAGUUGAUUACAGAGAACGUGCUUACUGAGGACACAUGUCAAACCCGAGAUCCUGUCUUCACUGUGAAUCAAAUAUGCAGAAACUUCUUUUCCACUGCCUUGGAUUGUCGGCCAGCCAGUAGGCCUUAUUAUAUCCAGCUCUGUGACAAGAACAUUUACAGUUAUGAAACAAACAAGUACAUUGGCUGUGCUUUCUUCAAAGAAGUUGUCCAGCAGUGUGGAAAUACUAGCUAUGUCUGGAAUACAUGGAGAAGUGUAACCAAAUGUGCUCCACCAAGUUGUCCAGGAGACCUGGUUUAUGUAGAACAGGGCCCUGCCUUUAUUCCCAGCUGCUCCAACCCCAACCCCAGAUUCACUAACCAGGAUCUCACCAGCUCCUGUGUCUGCCCAAAGGGCAAGGUGCUGAAUGACUAUGCUGAUGUUGUCCACUGCGUGGAUGUGUCCAACUGCCCCUGUGUGUUUGCUGGCAAGACCUACCUAACUGGAGACACACGCAGCACCAAGUGUCAGUCUUGUGUGUGUAAUGGUGGAAAGUGGUUUUGUUCAGAAAACAUCUGCCCAUCCAGAUGUAUCAUUGAAGGACAGUUUGUGACAACAUUUGAUGGAAAACGAUAUGUUGUCCCUGGUAAAUGUACCUAUGUGGCAGCACAGGGUCUCAGUUGGACAAUAACUCUUCAGUAUUCCAAGAAGGAAGCAUCUCUGGAAAUGGUGGUUCUCCAGCUCUUUCAGGAUACAUAUACAUUCUCACACAAAUGUGUUAAAGUAGGAGAGAAAGAGAUCACUGAACUUCAUCAGUCUGAUCAUGCCCUGGUUUUCUGGCAGUCCUCCAUGUACGUCCAAGUGCAUACAUCCUUUGGUAUGAAAAUCCAAGUCCAGAUGUCUCCUGAAAUCCAGCUGUAUAUCACGCCACCCAGAAAAUACACUGGCAGGAUUUCAGGUCUUUGUGGCAACAACAACAAUGACACCACAGAUGACUUCACCACCAGCAGCAGGAUCAUUGAGAACUCCCCUCAACCUUUUGCUUUAUCCUGGAGUGUGGGCACUUGUAGAGUUAACAUACCCUCCACCUGCAGCAACAUAGACAAUGAAAUAUUUGCUGAUGAAAAGUGUUCUGUGAUGAACAACCCAAAUGGAAUAUUUGCCAAGUGCCAUGGUCACAUCCCAACUGAUCAAUACCAUUUGGCUUGCAUCCAACGAACCUGUAACUGUGGCAGCAAUUUGCAGCAAUGCAUGUGUGUUGCUCUGGCCAGUUAUGCCAAAGCCUGUGCCAACCUGGGUGUUGCAGUUGGUGACUGGAGGAGUGUGACCAACUGCACUCUGAAAUGUGAAAGGAACCAAGAAUUCAUCUACAACAUUCGGGCCUGCAACCAUACAUGCCUUUCACUGUCUGGCCCUGACCCUCGCUGUGAGUUGGACAAUUCUCCUGUGGAGGGCUGUGGUUGUCCAGAGGGAACCCACCUGAACCAAAGAAAUAUCUGCACCCCAAAGGCAUCAUGUGUAUGUCACUACUAUGGUGGUACAACACCACCAGGGCCUGUUGUCAUUGAUGGACGACAGUGCCUUUGUGAGAAUGGAAAACUGCGCUGUUCCAAGGACUGUGGCUGCAGAAAUGGGAAGGUUUGUGUUCACUGCUCAGAAUACCCAGUAAGCACAGCUCAGAAAACCUGUGACAGUCUCAGCAAACCACUGGGUGCCAGCAUGACCUGUGAGAGUGGCUGUUACUGUCCACAUGACCAGUAUGAGGACCAUCAUGGAAACUGUGUUUCUCUGGACAACUGCACCUGUGUGUACAGUGGGAAAGUGUUCAGCACAGGACAACGUGUCAAAACCAACUGUAAAACAUGUAUCUGUGGUCGGGGUCAGUGGCACUGUAAAGAGGAGCCGUGUCCUGGGAAGUGUCAAGUAUAUGGAAAUGGACAUUAUCAGACCUUUGACUCUAAAUGGUAUCGCUUUGAUGGACACUGCCAAUACACACUUGUGGAGGAUUACUGUGGAAAUAGAAAUGGCUCCUUCUCUGUCAGAGUGGAGAGUGUACCAUGCUGUGAUGAGGCACUGACCUGCUCUCGCUCCAUUAUCCUGGACCUGCAGGGUAAAGUCACCCUGAUAUUGAGUGACAUGAGAGUGUCCAGACACCUCCAAAAAGGCUGGACUCUGGAGGAUGAUUUACUUUACACUACACAUACCGUGGGGCUGUACAUUAUAAUCUCAGUGCCAAAUAAAGGGAUAACUCUCAUCUGGGACAAACACACCCGGAUCACCAUAGAGCUGCAGCCAAAAUGGAGGAGCCAAGUCUGUGGCCUUUGUGGGAAUUUUGACUCCAGUGAGACGAAUGACAUCCAGAUAAGUGGCUCAAAAGUGGAAUCCAGUCCCCUGGCCUUCGGCAACAGCUGGAAAGUCGCCGUGCCUCCUUGUUCUGAUAUAACCACUGAGAUGUUUCCAUGUGAACGCAACUCCUACUGCUCAGCCUGGGCCCAGCGGCGCUGUAUGAUCAUUACAGGAGACACCUUCAAAGACUGCCACUUAAAAGUUGACCCAGAGCCCUACUACCAUGCCUGUGUCCAGGAGUCCUGUGCUUGUGAAUUUGAAGGGAAGUUCUUGGGCUUCUGCACAGCUGUGGCAGCCUAUGCAGAGGCCUGCAGUGAUGAGGAUGUGUGUGUCAACUGGAGAACACCUGAUUUGUGUCCGGUCUACUGUGACUACUACAAUGAGCAGAGCCAGCAUAGCUGGCACUAUGAAGCCUGUGGUAAGAUGCUAACCUGUGGCAAAGACAACCGCUUCGUUCACAAACUGGAAGGCUGUUACCCCAGGUGUCCAAAGGAUGCACCAUACUAUGAUGAAAAUACUGGUGAAUGUGCCAAAAUGGGGAACUGCACCUGUUAUUUCAAUGAGACAAUUAUUCAGCCAGGGACACUGGUGAUGAUACAGUCUGCGAUGUGCCUUUGUGAAAAUGGAAUAAUUAACUGCACCACCUUAACUCCAGGAGCAAAUUUUACUAAUGGAUCAGCUAGCACAAAAACACAGUCAAAAGUGCCUUCCACCACUUCUCUGCCAGUUACAGCCAUUACCAAAGGAUCAGCUAGCACAGAAACACAGUCAACAGUGCCUUCUGCCACUUCUCUGCCAGUUACAGCCAUUACCAAAGGAUCAGCUAGCACAGAAACACAGUCAACAGUGCCUUCUGCCACUUCUCUGCCAGUUACAGCCAUUACCAAAGGAUCAGCUAGCACAGAAACACAGUCAACAGUGCCUUCUGCCACUUCUCUGCCAGUUACAGCCAUUACCAAAGGAUCAGCUAGCACAGAAACACAGUCAACAGUGCCUUCUGCCACUUCUCUGCCAGUUACAGCCAUUACCAAAGGAUCAGCUAGCACAGAAACACAGUCAACAGUGCCUUCUGCCACUUCUCUGCCAGUUACAGCCAUUACCAAAGGAUCAGCUAGCACAGAAACACAGUCAACAGUGCCUUCUGCCACUUCUCUGCCAGUUACAGCCAUUACCAAUGGAUCAGCUAGCACAGAAACACAGUCAACAGUGCCUUCCACCAACCUUCCGCCAGUAACGGCCUUUACCAAUGGAUCAGCUAGCACAGAAACACAGUCAACAGUGCCUUCUGCCACUUCUCUGCCAGUUACAGCCAUUACCAAUGGAUCAGCUAGCACAGAAACACAGUCAACAGUGCCUUCCACCACCCUUCCGCCAGUAACGGCCUUUACCAAUGGAUCAGCUAGCACAGAAACACAGUCAAUUACCAAUGGAUCAGCUAGUCCGCCAGUAACGGCCAUUACCAAUGGAUCAGCUAGCACAGAAACACAGUCAACCGUGCCUUCCCCCUCCCUUCCGCCAGUAAUGGCCAUUACCAAUGGAUCAGCUAGCACAGAAACACAGUCAACAGUUCCUUCCACCACCCUUCCGCCAGUAACGGCCUUUACCAAAGGAUCAGCUAGCACAGAAACACAGUCAACCGUGCCUUCCACCACUUCUCUGCCAGUUACAGCCAUUACCAAUGGAUCAGCUAGCACUGAAACAUGGUCAGCAAUUCCUUCCACUAUUUUCACUCCUAUGACAGUUGUUACAGAUGUCUCAGCUACCAUUGAAAGCCAGUCAGCAAGCCUUUUGAACUCUAUACCAACUACCUCAACUACCACUUCAACCUCAGUAACCGCUACAGAACCAGACAACACAACAGUAGUCACAACCAACUCACCCACCACAUCAUCUAUGACUAGAAUGAGUACCACACCUCCAAUGCCAACUGCUGCCUCAACACAAGCUAUCACGGUAACAAAUACAACUGAAUCCAUCACAGAGCAGACAACUGUAACAGAAGCUUCUGACAUUGUGUCUACAGAUACAAUUCUGAGCACUUUAUUCACAAAUACUUCAACAGCAUUGGUCACAGAAUCAGCACCUCCAGAGAUGGUUACACUAACAAAUACUUCCUCAACCCAACCAACAACCCAACAUACAAAGUCAACAUCAGCAACAUUUAAUUUAACAACCAGCUUUACAAGAACUGUUAAGCCUAAUGAGACCUCACAUCCAAAUGAAGUCACCAUCACAGAAGCUUCCACUGAAAAAAUGACCUCUUCUACAAUCACAGAACCUAAUAACACCUUAAUAAUGAUGCCACCAACACCAUAUACCACUGAGAUGGCCACUAGUGAAGUAUUUACCAACACAGAAUCUACAACCAUGCUGACAUUCUCUGGUGGACCAAGCACAACCACGACUGCUUCGGUAACAGAGGAAACAUAUCACACUUCGGCGGUCACAGCUUCAUUGCAGACUGCAUUCACAAAUGUCAGCGCUGAACUGAUAUCUGAAAGUGGUAAGCCAGGACCACCACCAAAUACCACCACAAAUCACCCCUCAACGGUGAUGCCAGUGUGCAAUGAGUGUAAAGACUUGAAGAUGAAAAAAAGCUGGAGCUGUGGUGAGACCUGGAUAGAAGACUGCUAUCAUAAGACCUGUACAAAUGGGACCAUAGAGUUGACCCCAGUGAUUUGUCCAGCGACAACUGUCCCCAUCUGCCCCAGAGAUCAAGUCACAAAAGUCUCAGAUGGAUGCUGUGAAACAUGGAAGUGUGACUGUCGCUGUGAGCUAUAUGGGGACCCCCACUACAUCUCUUUCCAAGGUGUAACCUUUGAUUUCCUGGAUAAUUGCACCUACAUUCUGAUGGAGGAGCAGUCACCACAUCAUCAUCUGACCAUUGCUGUGGAUAACUUCUACUGUGUACCAGACCUCCAAGGUUCCUGUGCUAAAGGCAUCAUUCUAAACUAUCAGAACUAUACAGCUACACUCAGUAUCAUCCCAGAAUUGUUUGUAGUUCAGGCCACUCUGAAUGACAUGACCAUACAACCACCGUAUGAGGAACACGGGCUGAGAUUUGAGACUACGGGGUAUGUGGUGUCAAUCUAUCUCCCAGACAUCCGCUCUUAUGUCUCCCUCAGUCCAUCUUACACCCUGGUGAUCAAUCUGGCCAUGGAGCACUUCCUCAACAACACCCAGGGACAAUGUGGUGUUUGUGGUGGUGGAUCAUGCAUCCGUAGAGAUGGGCUGAUAGAGGAAGACAGCUGCUGUGACAAGACAUCCUAUGACUGGGUGUACACAGACCCUCUGAAGCCAGCCUGUGUUUCUGCACCGAGAAACAUACCCUGUCACCCUGGGCCAGUUUCAGUACCUACUAACACUCCCACUUCCCCUGCCCUUACUGCCACCUGCCCCACAAGUGCGCUGUGUGGGCUGCUAGACCACCAAGUCUUCUCAACUUGCAGUCCAUAUGUGAAUCUGAACCUUAAAAAGCAGAACUGUGAGUUUGAUUCAUGCAGGAACCCAGACAGUGCUUGCCCUACUCUAGAGCAAGCUGCUCAGGAAUGCAAGCACGCUGGCUUCUGCAUUGACUGGAGAGGACUAACUAAUGGAAGCUGUGAUGUGCCAUGCCCAGAAGGGUUGCUUUAUAAAGAAUGCCAUGACAAGCUGGAUGACGUCUGUUAUGGAGGCGUGCGUUACCCAGGCCCCCCCCUCAAAGACAACAGUACAGGUUGUUUUUGUCCCAGUGGCCAGUUCAGAGCAGGAAAUCACUCAAACAUCUGUGUGUCUGACUGUUUCUAUUGUAAGGGACCUCUUGGAGAGCCCAAACUGCCUGGUGAGGUGUGGCAGUCCAAUUGUCACGUGUGUACAUGUAACAACCAGACUCGGUCAGAGGAGUGUUCCCCAAAAUUGGAGGCUACCCCAGUCUGUAGCCCCAGUGCUGUUUUGGUAAGCACUUCUUGCUGUGGUGGUCAGACGUGUGUUGAGAAAACCUGCAAUUAUAAUGAAAAGACAUACCAGUUGGGAGACAGAUGGAAAGAUGCUGCACAUCCCUGCAUGUCAUUCAGCUGCAGUAAGGAUGGUAUUCAGACUGAGACUAAAGUCUGUCCCAGAGAAAACUGUCCUGAGGAGGACAAGAUUUGGGACAGCCAGCACUGCUGUUUUACAUGUAACCAGAGCUGUGCAUUCAAGGUGUCCAACUUCAGCAUCACCAUAGACAACUGUAAGGCUGUCAUACAGAUGCCUGUGUGUCGAGGCCAGUGUGAGUCUCAGCCCAGUGUGGUGUUAAACAAUGACUUGCUGGUGGAGGAGAAGAGCAGUGUCUGUCAAGAGCAGAGCUCAGAGAGGAGAUCAGUGACCCUGCAGUGCUCAGACCUCACUACCAGACACUACACCUACAAGCAUAUCACCAGCUGUGAAUGUAGAGUCUGAAGUAUACUACUCUAAAAAGUAGAGGCCAGACCAAACAAGAAUUAAUCUUAAUCUGUAACUUAUCCAUGGAUUCGGAAUCAAAUGGUCAUAGUUUUUAAGUUACUGGGUCUGUUAUCAAAUAAAGUGAAUUACUUACUAAUCACCAGUUCAAGCGAUGUAUAAAG
Molecule: messenger RNA, 7439 nt
Organism: Monopterus albus (swamp eel)
Lineage: Eukaryota; Metazoa; Chordata; Actinopteri; Synbranchiformes; Synbranchidae
Gene: muc5e
Product: mucin-19
Exons: 44
Coding region: 1-7275 (2424 amino acids)
Cellular component (GO): extracellular matrix
Molecular function (GO): protein binding
Source: RefSeq, a predicted model, not a curated record